AUGCGCGGUUUGGAAUCGAAGGUAGGGGUUUGUGAUGAGGGCUUGAUUUGGAUGGCAAUGGAUACCUUGACGUGUGGUGAUGGUUGGGUGAGUUUGAUUGAAGCGUUUGAUGCAUGUCGAGAUGGUGAUGAACUGAGGGACGCAGAUGGAGAGGAGGAGGAGGACUGGAGCGGUGAGUAUGGGGAUAGUGACGUCUGUCGUGAGGAGUUGAGUGAUGGUCGUUUGGUAGAGUACAAAGCGUUGCGUGUGGAAGAGGCUGCGGUUGUCCGACGAUUGAUGGCAUCGCGAUGGUCUGGUGAGUGUAAGGUGUCACGUUACCACACUAAUGUGAUGGAAUACCACGUGGUUGCGGCUCCUACGGGGUUUGAGAGCCAUGAAAACCGUAUCCGUGCGGGCGGUGUGGGACUGACCGAUCUCGAAUUUAAACCCUCGGAAGAUGACGAAGAUGACGGCCUGCCUCUGUGGGUCAUGGGGAGCCCCGUCCCCUUCACUGACAUCGAGACCUUUCUCAGACACCACCCGGUUAUAUCACCACUCGUUGCUCUAGACCUAUGCGUUCAAAUACUCGACGGUAUAAGAUCGGUCGAAAAUCUCGGAAUUAGAUUUACACAAUCUGGACUCAAGAAUUGUGUCUUGUAUCUAGAGAAAUUGCUGUCCUGGGAACGCAUCCCCAACAACUCCGUGUUCUCGGAAGUAGACCAGUCAGAGGGAACCGCCGACGCGGGAACCUCCGACGCGGGAACCGCCGAGGCGGGAACCGCCGAGGCGGGAGAGGUUGUGGAACUCCAAGAAGCCGACCGGCUUCGAAGACGUAACCAGAUGUCCUGGGACCGGUUGUCACAUUACGUUCGCAAAUUCGAAGAAGACCGGGAAGCUACGCAACAGAAGGAAAUAGGAGAUCAGAUGAACUCUAUGGCUGCUCAUACCUUGGAGCGUAGCAGUACGAAAGAGGAUGAGAAGGAAAAGCAGAAACGGGAAGAGCGGGUGGAGCGUAUUCGCCGGCAUACUGAGAAAGGUUUAAUCAAAUGGAUGUCCGAGCUCGCCUUACGCAUUCCGUACUUCCCUGGCUUUCGACAAGUGGGUUUCUCAUGGUCCCAGGGGGACUUGGUUGAUGAACUUCGAUCAGAACUACCCCGCUUAGACGUACGUAAACUGGGAACACCUGAAUCGGAUUGGAGGUUCGAAGUCAAGCUCAGGAACUUCCUAGCACCUGACGCGGUCAGUUCAUACCUCAACGUGCACCUGGCAUCACCACCCUCAAACGCUGACGGAAUGAUCCUCGUCAAACAGGUCAUCCUAGCAGCAGCUACUCCCAAGCCCGAUGAAACCGUGAAGGAAACCAGCUGUCGCAAAGAUCUAAAUCACUGGCUCAGUAGCGUCAAAAAGGACCAAUCGUACCUAAAACUAUUUAUGACUCUAGCACAACUUAUGGAAGUCUAUUUCUGA
Gregarina niphandrodes is the source of this 1446-nucleotide messenger RNA. RefSeq lists its product as hypothetical. The transcript has a single exon. The record is from RefSeq and is a predicted model, not a curated record. Lineage: Eukaryota; Apicomplexa; Conoidasida; Eugregarinorida; Gregarinidae. Bases 1 to 1446 code for a protein of 481 amino acids.